Thermochaetoides thermophila DSM 1495 is the source of this 2922-nucleotide messenger RNA. RefSeq lists its product as uncharacterized. The transcript has a single exon. The coding region runs from base 1 to 2922 and encodes 973 amino acids. NCBI's taxonomy places the organism in Eukaryota, Fungi, Ascomycota, Sordariomycetes, Sordariales, Chaetomiaceae. The record is from RefSeq and is a predicted model, not a curated record.
AUGGACUGUCUCAGUAACAAUCGAGGCAUUCGGGUCCGUCGUGAAACAGUAACGGUGCACAGCGACGACAGGCCGUCACAUCGAAGAACUCCGUCACAAGUCACGACUACGAUUCUAUCUGGCACAGCGGGGCAUCAAACACACCCUAGCUAUCAUUUCGAGAGUUUCCUCUUAGACGACGCCUCAAGCUCAACCGACAACUUGGUCAACGUCCCCGUUCCCAGAGUUCCCAAUCAAAAUCAGUCGCGACAAUCUAUAAAGGGAAGGAAGAGGGAUAGCUUGCGCGAUCUGAUCGACUUUUUUCGCAACACGUCCCGGGCGCCGGAGAAUCUGAAGUCCAUCCCAGACUUGCCGGCCCAAGCCAUGGCGGACCCCGAAUGUAACCCCAAACGGAAGUUGUCCCUCUGGCGCGGGCUAGGGCGAAAACCAUGGAAAUCUGAAAAUGGGAAUCGGAAUCAGAAGCAGCAGCAGCAGCAGCAGCAGCAACGGCGUUGGUCGAAACUCCUUAGACUGCCGGACUCGGCUGUCACGAGCACCACGAUCAACGGUCACAAGCACAUCGCCAUAUCGAUCCCCAUUGAGCAUGACAAUUUGGAUUUGUUGAGACACAAUAACAACAUCAACACCAAACAGGAUCCGGUUAGGCCACGACGGACAAUAAAAGUCGAUCACAAUCACAACGUCACCGUUUCGGUUCCUCCUCGGCGCCGACCACGACCCCUGUCCGAGCCACUGCCCCGGGGUAGCAGCAUCAACGGUGCUGACGAUCUCUUGAAGCUGGUUUUAGACCCGCACGAAGCGCGACAGCCGCAUCAGGCGCCAGCGCCGAGGUUUAGUGCUACUGCUUCUAUGGACGACUUUGAUGAACAGCAACAUUCCCGGAGAGCAGAAGUCUCGGUUCGUGCCCGUGCCCGUGGUGGUGGUCCAGUGCCAGCGCAACAUCACGUCUCUUAUGAUCAUCAGCUGACAGAUUUGUUGGACCAACAAGGCCCUGUCUUUCCAUAUACGCUUCCCACUGCUUUGGUAAUAGCCCAGUCGGACCCUGCUGCUGAUACCAGCUUGGAUAAUGCCCAUCGUCGUCGCUUGCCUUUGCUGCGCCGUCAACGAGGGCUUUGCAUACGCCGUCCCCAGUCUGCAUAUUCCUUAGAUGCGUUAGAUACCCUACAUACGAUUAUGGACAGAAGCUAUCUUUGCAAGUCACCUUCUGUUGCGGACAGCUCCGACUCAGACUCGAGCGAGACGAUACUAUCAGAUACGGUGUCUGUUUCGAUUCCGUCGCCGCAUCUUUCUGCCGAGUGUCUAGGCGACGACACUCCUGCACAAGACCCUGCUCAACAUGGGGCAAACCCUACAGCUACAAAAUGCGGGGAUUGUUCUUGGAUUGCCAUCAGCCCGGUGCUAGAAACUACGAGAAAUCCAGACGAACUAUACCAACGAGAUGACGGCCAAGUCCUUCGUCUAGAGAAUCGAGAGAGUCAUGGUCUACUACUAGGUUCAUCAUUCCGACCUUCCCGUCCCAUCAGCCUGCAAUCAUUUUCAGCAAUCAGCUCCUUAGAAUUGCCACCACCACAACAACCACAACAAGCACAACAAGCACAAUGCCGGCCAGUUCUACGCAUAACUCCCGUCCAAAUCAUAGCCGAUCUCCCGCCAACCCCAGACUCCCUCGACGAGUCACGAAGUACAACACCCGAAUUUGCGGCUGCGGCGCCCAGUCCAACGGUACCAAGAAUCCUCCGCUCUCCCCGGCGCAAACCACGCACCUUAGACCUCCGUGCCCAAGCCAACGAGUCACCUACCAGCCAACCCUCCCCAACUCAUGAAAUACAGUCUCUCAAAGACCUUACAUUCCCGAGAUUAUUACCCCCUCCCGACAUCGAUCCCAACAAACCCAUCUCCCCGCACAGAAUUCUUGCUACCAUACCUCCAAAUCACAACCAUCAGGACUAUUUUUCCCCGUUUGCCCCGUCACCCCUACCUUCGCCCCUUGUUUCGAACGAUGGUCUCGCUGUAGACACAUCAUCACCAAACCGUGAUUCCAUUGGGGGGGGGCUGCUUGCUGGGGAGAACUUUAUGGGUUCGUUGAUUACCCGGCUGGACCGGUUGGAGAAGAUAUUGAGCGGGGAUAUCCGGUGGGCGGUGGUUAGGGAUUGGGAUGGCGAGGUUAGGAGGGCGAGGAUGAAAGAGCGAGAGAGAAUUAGGGAGCAGGAGAGAAAGGAGCAAGAGAGGAUCAGAGAACAAGAGAGAAUCAGAGAGAAGGAGAGGAUCAAGAAACAAGAGAAGCUCAAAGAGGAAGAGAGGGUCAGGGAGCAAGAGAGGCUGAGAGAACAACAGAGGGUCAAAGCACAGAAGAGACUCGAGGAGUAUGAAAGACCAAAGCCAGCGAAACCAGGAAACUCGAAGUCAGGGAAGACUAUGGCUUGGUGGAAGACAGGAGAGCAAGGUAUAAUUGGCACUGAAGCUGAAACGAGCUGUGAAGUCGGGGAUGAUGAGCGAAAAGAAGUCAGGUUUUCACUUGAGCUCCCUGUUGAGCAAAACGGACAGCAAGAAAGUAUACCGCGCGAAGGACAAAGGACCCUCCACAGCUGGUAUAAAAGUACCUCGACUCUCGGAGUCGAGAGAGAUGAGCCACUCAUUCAACUCCCAGGCCCUCGAGAUUUGCUCUCCUUCCGAGAACACGAAGAACUCAGAAAGAGAGCUGGGUCGCCCAUGAAACAUGGAGGGUUUGAGGCUUUGUUAGGAGAGAACAAUAAAACAGGACAAACGCAAAUCGAGGUCGUGAUACCCGAAAGGAGAUCCAGCCUAGCUGGCCAGCAACAACAUGUAGAAGGUAGAAAGCGGGAUUUGUCGGACAGAGACGGGUUGGAGAAGAUCGCAAAGGUGAUGAAUGAGUUGGUUUUGGGGUUUGAUGAGGUUCACUAA